CAAGAAUUUAAGGAUUUUAUGUCAAGAUGGCUACCAAAAUCACUGAUGAUGCUUUCAGAAAGCUGUUGUCAGAUAUUUCAAAAUGGUAUGAUCAACGUGAAUACACAAAUAUGCUGAAAGUAUUGUACAGAGAUCUUUUGAAAAACAAUUAUGAGUUGAAUAAGGCUACAAAGGUGAUGGAAUUAAUGGAUAUGUUAACUGCUUCUGGACAUCUUCACUCAGCUAAUCUCAAUGUUCUCUAUGAUACCAUAAACAUAACAGAGCAAAAAGGGAUCAAAGAGAUACUGCCAGUAUUUCAAAAUGUUGAAGGUGUAAAAAUCUCAAAAUUCACACAUCACAGACAAAAAGUUAUGAAACUUGGAAUGGUACUGAUUGGUGAAGAUGUAAAUAAGAUCAGUGCAUUAUAUAACAAUCCAGUAAAGGAAUAUGCAGACACAUGGAGUUUGAUUAUGGAUCUGGAGCGCAACAGGGUAAUUUGUGAAGGAAAAAUGGAAGCCUUCAUUGAAGAACUAUAUUCCCUUAAACUCCAAGAUGCUGUGGAAGCUUUAACAGAAGAAAUUGCUGUAAAAGUAAUUCAGAAACGCAGAGGAGAAUCUUCCGAUUCUAAAAAGUAUGCUCUUGAUUUGUUAGAUGACCUUGAUGAACAUAAAGACUCCUUAACCUUAAAGGAUACACCAGAAUUCUUAAAAAAGUUUGAGAAACUUAUUAUCUAUUACAAACGUUGGGGUCUAAAAUUAACCAACGUUGGGAAUGGAUCAAUAGUAUUUUAUCUAUCAACAAAUGAUCCUAAUGCUUUGAUGAGUCUAUGGAAAAUACAUUCUAGCGGAAAGCUCAUCAAAGAUUUGGCACAAAUAUUAGUCCCAGAGGAACAUCAACAGGAGUUCAUAGAUGAAUGGAUGACAUCCAUCGAUGAAAAUAAAUACAAAGAGGUGCUCUGUAAACUGAAAGGAAAAGGAACUACUGAUGAUUCCUUCAAACAGCUGUUGUCAGUUAUUUCAGAAUGGUAUGACCAGCGUGGAUACAUCAAUAUGCUGAAAGUUUUGUACAGAGAUCUCUUGAAAGACAAUUAUGAGUUGAAUAGGGCUGCCAAUGUGAUGAACCUAAUGAAUUUGUUGAUUGCUUCUGGACAUCUAGACUCAACAUAUUUCAAUCUUCUAUAUGAUACCAUAAACAUAACAGAGCAAUAUGGCUUGGAAAGAAGGAUCAAAGAAAUACUGCCAGAAUUUCAAAAUGUUAGCGAUGUAGAAAUCACAGAAAUCACGUAUCACAGACAAAAAGUUAUGAAGCUUGGAAUGGUACUGAUUGAUGAAGAUUUAAAAAAGAUCAGUGGAUUGUAUAAAGAACCGGUAAAGGAAUAUGCAGACACGUGGAGUUUGAUUAUGGAUCUAGAGCAGAAAGGGGUGAUUUGUGAAAGAAAAAUGGAUGCCUUCAUUGAAAAUCUGAACACCCUUAAACUCCAACACGCUGUGGAAGCUUUAACUGAAGGAACCACUGAUGAUGCCUUCAGACAGCUGUUGUCAGUUAUUUCAGAAUGGUAUGACCAGCAUGGAUACAUCAAUAUGCUGAAAGUUUUGUACAGAGAUCUCUUGAAAAACAAUUAUGAGUUGAAUAAGGCUACCAAGGUGAUGGACCUAAUGAAUUUGUUGAUUGCUUCUGGGGAUUUACACUCAACCCAUUUAAGUCUUCUAUAUGAUACCAUAAACAUAACAAAGCAGUAUGGAUUGGAAAGAAAAAUUCAAGAUGUACUGCCAGUAUAUCAAAUUGGUAAAGUUGUAGAAAUCUCAGAAUUCACACAUCAUCGACGAAAAGUUAUGAAGCUUGGAAUGGUACUGAUUGAUGAAGAUAUAAAUAAGAUCAGUGCAUUAUAUAACAAACCAGUAAAGGAAUAUGCAGACACAUGGAGUUUGAUUAUGGAUCUAGAGCAGAAAAGGGAAAUUGGUGAAGGAAAAAUGGAUGCCUUCAUUGAAAUAUUGGAUAACCUUAAACUCCAAUACGCUGUGGAAGCUUUAACUGAAGGAACUACUGUGCAAGUAAACCUCAAGCAGAAAGAAAUAUCUACUGAUUCUGAAGAUCAACCACAUUUAAAAAAAAAUAUGGAUGCUCUUAGAUAUUUAAAGAAACUUUAUGAACAUAGAGGCACUCUAACAGCAGAGGAUAUACCAGAAUUUGCUAAGACACAUGAGAAACUUAUGGAAUAUUAUGAAAAAAAAGGUCUAAAUCUGACGAAGUACAAGCAAUCAGGAGAAUAUAUUGGUAAAGUUACUCUACCACGAGGCAUGAAAGUUUACAGGAUGUACAAAAUGAUGAAUGGUAACAUAGUAUUCAGUGAUUAUGUUCAUCGAAAACCUGUCAGAAUAUGCAAUAUGAAUGGUCAGGUAGGAUCAAAAGCUGUGUGUACAUGUUUUGACAUGAAUAAAAAUGAAACCAUCAAAGAGAUAGGGUCACUAGGCACAAAAGGAGGUCAAAUGAGGAAUGUCAUUGAUAUUAAUCUUACAAAGCAUGGACACCAUCUUGUAUUAGAGAGUGAAUAUUUAGGUACUGGAACCAGUAGAUUAAAAUUAUUUGAUAAUGAGGGAAGGUUUACGAAAAUCCUGGUAGAAUCAGGAGAUGAAGAUGGUAAGCUAACAUGGACACAAAUUAACAUCACUCAAGUUCAGAAAGAUGACAAUGGAGAUUAUUUUGUGACAGGAAAAUGCACAAGUCCAGGAGUUUGUAAACUAGAUGUGAGUGUUGAUGAUGAACCAAUUAAGCAGUCACCAAUGAUAAUCAUCGUAGAGAGAGAAGGAUUGAUAAAUACCAUUCAAAUAAACAAAGAAUGUGUUGAAGAUGUAGUUAAGUGUGAAGAUGACUCCUUACUGGUUUCAUGCUGGACAAAUGAAAUGCUCAAGUACAAACAAUCAGGAGAAUAUAUUGGUAAGGUUGCACUACCACAAGGUGUGGAAGUUUCAAGAAUGUACAAAAUGAAGAAUGGUAACAUAGCAUUUAGCGACUUAAAUCUUCAGAAACCUGUCAGAAUAUGUAAUUUGGAUGGCCAGGUGAUAAACACAAUUGGUAAGGGAGUACUGAGAUUAUCAUGUGGUAUUCAUGUGGAUGAGUUAUCUAAUGUUUUGUAUGUAGCAGGAGGCUUGACCGAAAGCUGUGUGUACAUGUUUGACAUGAAUAUGUGUCAAGAUCACCAAAAACAUGGGUCUCAAGUCACAAGAGAAAGUCAAAUGAGUCAUGUCAUUGAUGUUACUCUUACAAACCAAGGACACCUUCUUGUAUUGGAGUAUGGCAACAGUAGAUUACAAUUAUUUGAUAAUGAGGGAAGGUUCAUGAAAGUUCUUGUUGAAGCAGGUAAUGAGAAUGGUAAGAUGAUGUAUCCAUAUGGAGUAGAAGUUGAUCAGGAUGACAACAUCAUUAUAUCAAGUGAACACAAAAUACAGCUAUUCAGUAGUGAUGGUAAUUUCAUUAAAAGAAUUGAUAAGCCAGAAGAUGGAAUCAACAAUCCAAAGGGAUUAUCCAUCAUUUCAUAUCAUCCAAGGAGACUUGCAGUAGUAAAUUAUGAAAUUGCUCUAAAAUUAAUUCGCAAGCGCAAAAGAGAAUCAUCUGAUUCUGAAGGUCAACCACAUUCUAAGAUUUUAAAGCUGAACAAGUUUGGAAAAGGAUCAUUAGUAUUUUAUGUAUCAACAAAUGAUCCUAAUGCUUUGAUGAGUCUAUGGGAAAUACAUUCUAGCGGAAAGCUCCUCAAAGAUUUAGCAAAAUUAUUAGUACCAGAGGAACAUCAGCUGGAGUUCAUAGAUGAAUGGAUGACGUACAUCGAUGAAAAUGAAUACAAAGUGGUGCUCAGUAAGUUGAGAGGAAAAG
Molecule: messenger RNA, 3846 nt
Organism: Anneissia japonica
Lineage: Eukaryota; Metazoa; Echinodermata; Crinoidea; Comatulida; Comatulidae
Exons: 12
Biological process (GO): proteasome-mediated ubiquitin-dependent protein catabolic process; negative regulation of translation; protein polyubiquitination
Molecular function (GO): protein binding; translation repressor activity; ubiquitin protein ligase activity
Source: RefSeq, a predicted model, not a curated record